GCUUUUCUCAGCCAUUGGUCAGCUUGCGCGCGUGGAGGAGAAACCUGCUACCGACUGAGAGAAUCCAGUUUGAAAUUCACUCGUUAUUUUCACCGUUUUUCUUACAAACGCGAAAGAACAGACGAUGGCCUCCAAGUGCCCUAAAUGCGAGAAGACUGUGUAUUUUGCUGAAAAAGUGACGUCACUGGGUAAGGAUUGGCACAAGUUCUGUCUGAAGUGUGACCGUUGCAGUAAAACUCUGACAGCAGGCAGCCAUGCUGAGCAUGAUGGGAAACCGUACUGCCACAAGCCAUGUUAUGCUGCCCUCUUUGGGCCAAAAGGUGUGAACAUUGGAGGUGCAGGCUCUUAUGUUUAUGAAGCUCCCACUAGCACUACACCACCCGCAUCCACUGUGGACUCGGCACCCAAACCUCAAGAAAAGGGGGUCCCAGCACCAUCCAGGCAACCAUCUAAAGCUGGUAGCGUCACCACCUUUUCUGGAGAAGCCAAUCUGUGUCCCAGAUGCAACAAGAAAGUCUAUUUUGCUGAGAAGGUGACAUCACUGGGGAAAGACUGGCAUCGGCCGUGUCUGCGCUGUGAGAGAUGCAGUAAGACACUGGCAGCAGGCAGCCACGCAGAGCAUGACGGUCAUCCCUACUGCCACAAACCAUGUUACGCUGUCCUAUUUGGUCCUAAAGGUGUAAACACUGGUGGUGUUGGCAGCUACAUAUAUGACAAGGAGGUCAACGCUGAGGCACAGCCUUGAUUUUUAGCCCUUCCGAAUCCUCAACAUCACUAUUAUCCACUUUCAACCUAACUCACUUUCACAUAUUUCCCACAUCUCGUCUUUUUCACGAAAAAUGUGCCAGCCCGGAUCUUCCUGCAGAAAAGUGAUGCCACAUACCGAAACCAUGCCCUUUUUCCUGAUCUCCAAAUGUACCCCUAAAGACAUAUUGACUGACAUGAUGUACAGUAUACAAUGUGAUCAAGUCUAAUUUAACCCACGUCUUUUUUUUAUAAUUUAUGUAAAUGUUUGUCUUUAUUUAUGUAUAAUCAGUGUUUCCCUAAAUUUAAACAAAGUUGUAGGAAUUCAGGAUCCAUUCUGACAAUACUGUAUGAACAGUAGAACAUACGUCCCUGUUCACACAUAAAACAACAGAAGAUCAAAAGGAGCUUUGUUUUCGGUUUGAAUUGUUUGCCGACAGGGAGAUUAAUGUCACCUCAGAGACUCAGUGCAGGUGAGGUUCAGGAGCACAUCACCAUAAAUCUCAACAAAAAUUCUCAAAUCCAGAUUUACUUUUUGGCCAUAUGGCAACAUUCCUAUGCUAAAACAUUUUUUAUAGAGAUGGUCUGAAAGAUGUAUUGGAGACAGUAAAGUAAAAGGCCAGGCUCUUAUUAUUGUUCAGUAGAGGACAAGCUUCUUCAUGAGGUAGUUAGCUAAAUCUUGCAGGGAUUGAUGGGUAUGGGAGUGUAUGUGAUUGAUGUUUGGUGACUAAGUGGCUGCAGCUAAUAUUUAUGAUGCCAGUCUAGUACCACAACUUAACGCAUGGAAUCAGAUUAAGGAGAAAAGCAUAUUAACAUGCUCUUGUAUUGUUUUGUAUUCUUUUAGAUGAACCCCAGUUUCUCAGUGGUGAAACUGAAGUAUUAUAUUUCCCAGUAGGACUUCAGCUUGUAUUAAGUUCAACCACAUUCUUACUGAAUGGGUUUUUGUAUUCUAUGACUGUUUUUGCUGUUAUACUAAUUUCUUUGCUGUAUCAGGCUUUUGGUCUUUUGAAAACUAUCUUUUGAAAAGAGAGCCUGAAUUUGAGUCCCGCUGCUUCUGUCUGUGUAAUCUCACAUUAAAGUUUGGAAGAUUUGGA
Messenger RNA from Triplophysa dalaica, 1838 nucleotides. It is a transcript of the gene crip2, whose product is annotated as cysteine-rich protein 2. Bases 125 to 745 code for a protein of 206 amino acids. The record is from RefSeq and is a predicted model, not a curated record. Lineage: Eukaryota; Metazoa; Chordata; Actinopteri; Cypriniformes; Nemacheilidae. The transcript is spliced from 8 exons.